UGGCAGACGUAACCACGCCCCGUGCUGCCAGAUUCCAAGAUGGCGGCGUCUGCAGCAAGGGCGCUGAGAGCAGCGAGUGGGAGAUGGCCUCGCCUGGUGUGGGGGCGGCAGCGGCUCGGUGAGGAGGUGGCUCUUCACGGAGGGGCAGCCCUAGCACAGCCACCAUUGUGCUCCGCCCGGACCGUGUGGGUAUCAUCACCUCUGAAGUUUACGGUAGACCAGAAGACACCGCCUCCAUUUACACACACCGACCCAGUGGGGAAACCUGAGGAGUCUGGCCCUUCUCCGAGGUACACAGACCAGGGUGGCGAGGAAUCUGAGGGAUAUGAGAGUGUGGAGCAGCUCCAGGAGCGUAUUUUGACUGCGGCCUUGGCAUUUGUGCCCGAAUAUGGCUGGACCUCGGAUGCUAUUGCCGAAGGAGCAAAGGCCUUGGAUCUGUCAGCGGCUGCAGCGGGGAUGUUCGGUAAUGAAGGUGCUGAGCUGGUCCUGCACUUUGUCUCUCAGUGUAACAGGAAACUAGUGGAAGUGCUGGAGGAAGAGCAGAAACUGGUGCAGCUGGGCAGCGCUGAGAAGAAACCAACAGCGCAGUUCCUGAAAGAUGCACUGGAGGCUCGGCUAAAGAUGCUGAUUCCCUACAUGGGAUAUUGGCCACAGGCGCUGGGGAUACUCCUCCUGCCGCACAAUAUUCCUGCCAGCCUGAAGCUUCUGACCACCAUGGUGGAUGACGUUUGGCAUUAUGCUGGUGACCAGUCUACUGAUGUCAGCUGGUACUCGCGCAGGGCGGUGCUGGCGGGAAUUUACAACACAACGGAGCUGGUCAUGACGCAGGAUAACUCUCUAGAUUUCCAGGACACAUGGAGCUUCCUGCAGAAUCGCAUAUCAGAGGCUGUGACUAUGGGGAAUUCUGUUACACAGGUGACCUCUACAGGAGAAGCUGUUAUACAGGGGCUGAUGGGAGCGGCGGUUACUAUAAAGAACCUGACGGGACUGAACCAGCGUCGGUGAAGGUCACUACAACCCUCUGCCUGCACCUCAUUAUGCGUAAUAAAUAGAUUGUAUCCUG
Pseudophryne corroboree (corroboree frog) is the source of this 1063-nucleotide messenger RNA. It is a transcript of the gene COQ9, whose product is annotated as coenzyme Q9. The record is from RefSeq and is a predicted model, not a curated record. Gene Ontology annotation, biological process: ubiquinone biosynthetic process. Lineage: Eukaryota; Metazoa; Chordata; Amphibia; Anura; Myobatrachidae. Gene Ontology annotation, molecular function: lipid binding. The transcript has 9 exons. Gene Ontology annotation, cellular component: mitochondrial inner membrane. Bases 40 to 1005 code for a protein of 321 amino acids.